CACGUUUUGAAAUAACUCGCCUAUUCAAACAUGUCGCAUAUCUGACAAUAAGUGGCGAUUUAUAAGGAGAACGGUAAAGAGUCGAGGGUAUUUGGAGAGCCCUUCUAUUUGAGACCAUAACAUAUGGCUUCAUCACACUUCUACUAAAAUAAAAAUCGGCAACACUUAAAUUUUUAAAAAAUCAAUCAAAAGUUUUUUCCAUGCAACCAAACUUCCUUAAAAUUUAAAUUAAUAAAAAAUUGAACUUCUCUUUGUUAAUUGCUUUGUUUUGGUGUUACGAAAAAUAAGUAGGUGUCCUAUCGGUACACCUCUGGAGUUAUCUCCCAUCGGUCCUACAUAUAGCUCGGGAGCCGGUGCCCGAUCCUUAGUCUCUCUGCUUCUCACCAUGUGGACAACAGCCUUCCUUCUGUAUCUAGCGACCGGGACCACGUGGGCAGAUUCCUGCGCGGGCCGGUGUGGGGCGGGGUUGGACUCCAGCAUGACUUGCCAGUGUAAUACCAAUUGCGCCACCUACGGGGACUGCUGCAGCGACUACUACGCCCUCUGUACGCAACAGACUUGCAGUGGAAGGUGCAACGCUGCGCUAGACAAUACCAAACCUUGUCAGUGUAAUAGCGCAUGCGUCAAUUUCGGCGACUGUUGCCCGGAUUAUCAAAGUCUCUGUGUGGGUGGUGGCGGUGGAACACCUGACGUCACAUGUGACAUCAGUUGCCUUGCCAACCAGCUGUGGGACAAUGACAUCAAUAGAGUUCAGGUUUGGGAGUACGAGGUCAACCAUCAGGGGCAGACAACCACGAGCAGUACAUCGGACCAGGCCGCUCAAAGCCUGUUCACGUACCUGCAGGAGGAAAACGUAUUCCUGAAGCCGACCUACAGCACGUUCCUGGCCCUGCUUGACAACUACACGCCCAGUACCUCAGUCACCGAGAGCCAGGAUGCCGCGGAGUGGAUAGAAAUCGACGCCUUCCUGGACGCCAUCUUAGCCACUGACGUCAUGAACCACCUGUACAACUUCCUGGUCGAACACGGUCACGUGACUGACGCCACUUCCUACAGAGAGGUCAUUAAGGAGCUCUGGUUCAACCUGUACGCACGCUCCAGCAGUGGACCAAUCAACAGCAGCGGAUUUGAGCACGUGCUAGUCGGAGAAACUUCUUCCAAGGUCUCUGGCUUCCACAACUGGAUUCAGUUUUACUUGGAGGAGAAGAAAGGGACCAUCAACUAUCAGGGCUGGGUUUCGAGGAGCCAGCCUUUAAACAUCGUGGCUGCCAGAUUUACCUGGAAUGGACUCUCUAAGGCAAAGGGGUCAUUCUUUGUUGGGGUCAGUCCAGAGUUCGACAUCGCUAUCUACACCGCAUGCGCAUUGACCCGGCCCAACUCCAGCUGUUCCUUUACUAUGGCUGGAACCUCCCUCACCAUCCAGACCUAUGAUGUAGCACACAAGUCCGGGCUCCAAGUGGCCACCGCCUACCCCAACAUCUAACCGGCGGAUGAAAUCCAACAUCUGACCGGCGGACCAAAACAUCUAUCAGUGAACCGUGUCAUGUGGUUCUUAUUAAACUAUUUCAAUAUAAGUUUUGUUUCCUUUUUGAUGUGUGUUAUAGUUUGCACACCCCGGAAUAAGAAUAUCACAUUCAUAGUACUAGUUUUUGGACUGAUGAUUUUAUAAAUGAUUGAAUACUACAAGACUAUCCAAAGAAAUGUAAAACAAUUUUUUGUCGAUUUGUGCAAGAAUUUCCAUUGAAUACACUAAUCACCUAUUGCUUACAACUCAAUAAGUUUGUCCCGAUUAGGGACUGAUAAAUUUUCUUUAUAAACAAAUCCAAUAAAGAAUAAAAAUACAUGUAAAUCAUUACGUGU
This is a messenger RNA of Magallana angulata, 1860 nucleotides long. RefSeq names its product uridylate-specific endoribonuclease D-like. The coding region runs from base 386 to 1483 and encodes 365 amino acids. NCBI's taxonomy places the organism in Eukaryota, Metazoa, Mollusca, Bivalvia, Ostreida, Ostreidae. Gene Ontology annotation, molecular function: RNA endonuclease activity. The record is from RefSeq and is a predicted model, not a curated record. The transcript is spliced from 7 exons.